Molecule: messenger RNA, 892 nt
Organism: Scomber scombrus (Atlantic mackerel)
Lineage: Eukaryota; Metazoa; Chordata; Actinopteri; Scombriformes; Scombridae
Product: stonustoxin subunit alpha-like
Exons: 4
Coding region: 80-727 (215 amino acids)
Molecular function (GO): protein binding
Source: RefSeq, a predicted model, not a curated record
AUUUUUCAACAAAGAAAAUGUUGGUUUGUUCUUCAAGUUGUUUCACUGAAGAACAAACCAACAUUUUCUUUGUUGAAAAAUGAGCAAAGUGGCUGCAAAGGUGGCAGGAGGAACAGGGGGCUGUCUUCUCCCUCAAAGAGAUUAUUACCUUAAAUUUUGGGUUGAUCUGACUCUGGACCCUGACACUGCCAACUCCGACCUCACGGUGUCUCUGGACAAGAAAGUUGUGGAGCGGGGCGAUGUUAACCAAGUCAAAACUGACAACCCCAAAAGAUUCCUUAAUGUCCCUGAGCUGCUGUGUGAACAGCCUCUGACUGGGAAGAAGUACUGGGAGAUAGAGUGGGAUGGGCUUCAGGGGGUUGGAAUAGCAGUGUCUUAUCAAAUAAUCCCGAGGAAAACUACAGGUAAUGAGUGUAGAUUUGGCCGUAACACUUACUCCUGGAGUCUAGAAGGUAUUGUGGAGCGUGCAUUCAUGCACAAUAAUAUCUGCAAUGACAAGGUGAAGUCCCCCAUCUCCUCCCACCGCAACAGAGUGGGAGUGUUUCUAGACAAGGAUCAAGGCAUCCUGCAGUACUUUGCCAUCAGCCCUGAUCUGGAGGAUAUGGUCCUCCUGUAUGAGGCACCACAAUCUGAGAAGAAAUUCACAGAGGCUCUUUAUGCAGGGUUUUGGGUAGUUGAUCACACUAGGGUGACCCUAUGCCCCAAACAGCCGGGUCCCAGGGCUUAAAAUUAAGGGUCACUGCAUGUUUGUCAGUUCUAUGCUGUCAGCAGAUGCUCUUUCAUACUUGUUGUCUGGUGAAAGUAACAUGUAUUAACUUCUUUAAAAUUGAGAGUAAAAACUUUUUUAUUGCUGUAAUUCUCUGUGAAAAAGAAUCUGAAUGCCUGUGUUCAA